UGAAGACAAGACUCUGCCUAUCCCAUCCAAGUCUCACGCCCCAUCUCCUCUUCUUCUUCUUCUUCUUCUUCAAAUCAAACAAGAAACAAAAACAACAGCACAGAGAAACCAACAAAACGCAUCAACACAGAGCACUGCACGGCACCCAAACCAGAAAGUAAGAACCGAAAAGAGAUGUCAAAGGAAGUGAGUGAAGAAGGGCAGACCCAGCAUAGGAAGGACUACGUGGACCCGCCCCCUGCUCCCCUCUUGGACUUUGCCGAGCUCAAGCUCUGGUCCUUCUACCGUGCCCUCAUCGCCGAGUUCAUUGCCACCCUCCUUUUCCUCUACGUGACCAUCGCCACCGUCAUCGGCCACAAGGUGCGCUACGCCGCUGACCAAUGUGACGGCGUUGGCAUCCUCGGCAUCGCCUGGGCCUUUGGUGGCAUGAUUUUCAUCCUCGUUUACUGCACUGCCGGCAUCUCCGGUGGGCAUAUCAACCCUGCGGUGACAUUUGGGCUGUUCCUGGCGAGGAAGGUGUCGCUGUUCAGGGCAGUGGCUUAUAUGGUGGCACAGUGUCUGGGAGCUAUCUGCGGAGUUGGGUUGGUGAAGGCUUUCAUGAAGCACCACUACAACACUUGGGGUGGGGGUGCCAACUCUGUGAUGCAUGGCUACAGCAAGGGCACUGCUUUGGGUGCUGAGAUCAUUGGUACUUUUGUCCUUGUUUACACCGUUUUCGCCGCCACCGACCCCAAGAGAAGCGCUCGUGAUUCUCACGUCCCUGUGUUGGCUCCUCUGCCAAUUGGGUUCGCCGUGUUCAUGGUUCACUUGGGUACCAUUCCUAUCACUGGAACUGGUAUCAACCCUGCUAGGAGCUUUGGUGCUGCCGUCAUCUACAACAAUGACAAAGCCUGGGAUGACCAGUGGAUCUUCUGGGUUGGACCAUUUGUGGGGGCAUUGGCAGCAGCAGCAUAUCAUCAGUACAUCUUGAGGGCUGCAGCUAUCAAGGCCUUGGGAUCUUUCAGGAGCAACCCCACAAACUAAAGUUAAAAAAGAAAAAAAAGGCCAUCCAUCCACCUGUCCAUGAGGCGUGAAGAAAUUAAUGAAUUCCUAAUUCUCUCUCAAUAUCUGGAAUUGCUUGUUUUCCGUCGUGUGUGUUAGAUAGAUAGAGGGAGAGGAUUUAAUUUAUGAACCAUCCCAUCUUUUCUUUUGUAAACUUAUCAUUCCCUUUAACUUGUUUUUCAUAUAGCUUCCAUCUUUUUUUUUUUUUUUUUUUUUUAUGUUUUUCCUAUUUGUUGCUAGUCUUGGAUGUGUAUAUUUAUUUGGUAUGAUGAAUAGUGCUGGUGGAGUUGUUUCUUUAAAUCUCUGCAAA
Molecule: messenger RNA, 1351 nt
Organism: Coffea eugenioides
Lineage: Eukaryota; Viridiplantae; Streptophyta; Magnoliopsida; Gentianales; Rubiaceae
Product: aquaporin PIP2-7
Exons: 4
Coding region: 175-1023 (282 amino acids)
Biological process (GO): transmembrane transport
Cellular component (GO): plasma membrane
Molecular function (GO): water channel activity
Source: RefSeq, a predicted model, not a curated record